This is a messenger RNA of Sphenostylis stenocarpa, 1629 nucleotides long. NCBI's taxonomy places the organism in Eukaryota, Viridiplantae, Streptophyta, Magnoliopsida, Fabales, Fabaceae. The record is from the annotation of a GenBank genome assembly.
AUGUUUGUUCACAAACCCUCAUUCUUGAUGGGACUUGUUUUCACCAAAUGGGCAUGUGUAUUCUUACUCUGCUGUUGUCUCAUAACUUCUGGGGUAUAUUCAGUGGAAGGGUUACAUGGAGGUUCUAAAGUGAGAGGAGUGAACUUAGGAGGGUGGCUGGUUAUCGAAGGUUGGAUCAAGCCUUCACUGUUUGAUGGCAUUGCCAAUGGAGACAUGCUUGAUGGGGCAGAGGUGCAAUUUAAAUCAGUGACAUCGCUGAAGUAUGUAUCUGCUGAGAAUGGGGGAGGAAUGAAUGUAACAGUUGACAGAGAUGUCCCAUCUUCAUGGGAAACCUUCAGGUUAUGGAGAGUAUCUGAAUCAGAAUUUCAAUUUCGUACCUCUGAAGGCCAAUUUCUUACGUGUGAUGGUGGAGGCCACUUUGUCUCUGCAACAGCAAAAUCUCCUUCAACAUCAGAGACAUAUGAAAUUGAGCGGAGUGGAAAAAGUAGGAUUCACCUCAAGAUGAAGGGUGGGGCAUACCUUCAGGCUACAACUGAUGACCAGCUUACAGCGAACUACCCAGGUACACCAGGAUGGGAUGAUAAUGCUGCCACAUUUGAAAUGACAAUUGUAUCAAAUAGUUUGCAUGGAGAUUACCAGCUAGCAAAUGGAUAUGGGCAUAAUCGGGCAAAAGACGUUCUUAGGAGACAUAGAAAUAACUUUAUCACGAUAGAGGAUUUCAAAUUUCUAUAUAAACAUGGAAUAAAUACUGUGAGGAUACCAGUUGGGUGGUGGAUUGCUUUUGAUCCUGAUCCUCCAGGUCCAUAUAUCGGAGGAAGUCUUGAAGCUCUAGAUAAUGCAUUUUUAUGGGCACAAGAAUAUGAUAUAAAAUGCAUAAUUGACCUUCAUGCUGCUCCUGGUUCUCAAAAUGGAAUGGAGCAUAGUGCAAGCCGAGAUGGAUUUACGGGCUGGCCAACUUCUGCAGAUUACAUUUCCGAGUCAUUACAUGUUAUUGAUUUUUUAGUUUCUAGAUAUGCAAAACAUCCUUCCUUGCUGGGAAUUGAGCUAUUGAAUGAACCAUCUGCUGCCUCAGUUUCAUUAGAUGUUUUGAUUCCAUAUUAUAAACAGGGCUACCAAAUUGUUCGCAAAUACUCGUCAUCAGCUUACGUGAUAAUCUGCCAGAGAAUUGGCGUUGCAGAUCCUAUGGAACUUUAUCAAGCCAACAUAGGAUCUCACAACUUAGUUUUGGAUUUGCAUUUCUACAAUCUCUUUGACCCAUUUUUUGUUAAUAUGAGUGCUGUGGAUAAUAUUCAAUACAUAUACAAAAGCCGGGAAGGUCAACUGCAGGCCUUAAACAAUUCAAAUGGCCCACUUGUUUUAGUUGGAGAGUGGGUGAAUGAGUGGAACGUGACAAGCGGAUCCCUAAAAGAUUAUCAGGACUUUGGAAGGGCACAGUUAGACGUCUAUAAUGCAGCUUCCUUUGGAUGGUGUUAUUGGACACUGAAAAAUGACAGAGAACACUGGGAUUUUGAAUGGAACAUUAGGAACAACUAUCUUCAAUUAGGUAACUCACCCAGCAAACGGAGCUUGAACAUUCUAGGAUUUUUAGGAUUGGCAUUCACCUGGUUUUGUCUACUUCAAUUUUUGUGA